AUGUCAUCACAAUUAAACAUCAGCUUUCAUAGAUCAAAUCAUCAAGAAGAAUCUGAUUUUCUGAUCUCUACUUCGUUUAUUCAUUGCCAUGUCCACGAAAGUAUUAUCAAGAAACAUUUUAAAAUGUUAGAAACAAUGAUGAAUGGUAAAUGGAAAGUUGAAAAGAAGGAAAAUUUAACAAUUUUUGAAUUUGAUUCGGAAAGUGAGAAGGAAAUAGUUGGAUUGAUGGAAGAACAAAAGAAACAAUUGCUCAUGAAAUGUCUUCUUUCGAAUAUUUAUAAGAAAGAAGGAGAGAAAGUAGAAGAAAGUCAAUUUUUGAUUGAAUAUGACUUUUUGACUUGUUUUUACAAUCUUGCUAAUUAUUUAGGUGCUGAUGACUUAUGCUCCUACUUGUUAUUGGAACAAGAUAUCUUCCCGCCAACUGUCAAAUUAUUUCUUUACAAAUUAUGGAAACUUGACAUUCCAGAAAAGAUAAGAAUUUCUUGGCUUUUCAAAGUUGAAACUCUUUCAGAUUGCGAAUUUGGUGAGCUACCAGUUGAAGCUCUCGAUCAGAUUAUGGACGAUGAUUUAAUUUCAUUAAGUUCCAAGAUUAAAAUCUAUGUGAAUCAUGUUUCAAAGAAUGGAGCUGAGAAUUAUGUGAAAAUUGCUGAAAAGCUUAAGAAACUUUACGAAUCAUGUGGAAACUUGUUGGUGAAUGAUAAUUUUGAUUCCACUAUUCAAGAUUAUUUGUUGGAAUACUAUGAUAUUUUCAAGGAAAGAACUCAAGUUGAAGAUGCCAACGACACGCAACUAUUCGAAACUGAAACAUUUAUUCAUUAUUUUAGCAUCUUUUUGGAGCUUGAUUCUACAGAUGAUGAACCAUAUCCACUUUUAACAAAAUUGAAGCUCAAUUUGGAACAACAUGAUAGCGAUUCCAUCUAUUGGUGGUAUUUCAAAUUUCAAAAUUCACUUCCAGAUAAUUUCAAUGUCAGAUUUUAUUGUACAUGUGACAAUACUGACCUUUUUAUUAAUGAUUGGAUUGAGAAAUUGAAUCCAAUUCACUUGAAAGACUAUUCUAAACCUCAAACUAUUGACACCGAUCAAGGAUUUGAAAGUUUUGAUGGUGAAUCUUACAUCACUCUUCAUUCCUUAAUUGUAAUUGAAAAGGAAAAUCCAAAUAAGAGAAAUCACGCAAAUCUUCCAAUCAAUGAUAAUGACAAUGAAUUGAAUUCCCUUUCCAAAAAGCAAAAAUCAGAUUAA
Messenger RNA from Naegleria gruberi, 1239 nucleotides. RefSeq lists its product as uncharacterized. The transcript has a single exon. The record is from RefSeq and is a predicted model, not a curated record. Lineage: Eukaryota; Heterolobosea; Eutetramitea; Acrasida; Naegleriidae. The coding region runs from base 1 to 1239 and encodes 412 amino acids.